This is a messenger RNA of Lecanosticta acicola, 1597 nucleotides long. Lineage: Eukaryota; Fungi; Ascomycota; Dothideomycetes; Mycosphaerellales; Mycosphaerellaceae. The record is from the annotation of a GenBank genome assembly.
AUGGAUUCGGAUUCGGGCCAGGCGUCUACCGCUGGCAGCACUACAACACCCCAUCAUCAUCAACGCGUGGAAGACGAUGCGGACGCUCAGCGACUGGCAAUUCAACGAGAGCUGGAAGACAAGCUACGAGGACAUCAAGACUACGUGGCUUCCCUUCAAGGCCAACAGCCAAACGCGCGGCAGAGCCAGAGUAGCGCUCAGGCUGGUACCGCUCUAUCCGAUCCCGCUUCCAAAUCGGUCCACAAUAAUGCCCGCAACACGGCAGUCCGGCCUGAAGAUUCAGCGCCGCAGGACGAGGUCCCAUCUUCGGCAUCUCAACCGACAGCGACAGGAGGCAUGCCUCAACCAGUAACUCGGAAUGGCCAGAUGGCAAAUGAGCAGCACCUGGAACCAGAUGUGCGUUUCACCUCACCCAGGGGAGGCGCUGAUGGAGGCGUCACGGGGGCUUGUCUGAUUGCGAUUCUGUAGGAGCUUGACAGCGACUCAGCUCUUGGUAGCGAUGCGUAUGCGCCCAUGCCCUGUCCGACCUUGGCCGUCAUCAUGCUGACCGGUACCCGCAGAUCAAGCCGAACGACCAGCUUGAGUGAAUCCAUAUACAAUCAUCGCAAAGAACACGGUCGAACGUACCAUGGUCGGUAUUCGUAAGCUACGCUAAAUCUCCAUGCGGCUGACAAUUGAACCAGCAUACAAAGAUGGCAAGUAUAUCUUCCCCAAUGAUGAAGUAUGCCAAGCGUCGGACUGUCUGCUGCCUUAGAUCUCAAUGGGAACUGACCAAGCCUAGCGUGAGGCCGAUCGUCUCGACCUACAACACCACCUAUUUCGGAUAACUUACGCCUACAAGCUGUUCUUUGCGCCACUGCAGAAUCCGAGACGAUGUCUGGACGUAGGCACUGGAACUGGAAUCUGGGCGGUCGAUUUGGCCGAUGACUUUCCAGACUGCCAAGUCACGGGAAUCGACCUCAGUCCUGGACAGCCCACCAUGGUACCACCAAACGUGAAGUUUGUCAUUGAUGACGCCGAGGAUGACUGGCUGUAUGAGGAGAAGUUUGACUUCAUUCAUGCGCGACUCAUGGCAGGUUGCUUCGCAGACUGGCCAUCACUCCUGCAGAAGGCAUUCGAUAACCUUGAAGAAGGCGGCUGGCUCGAACUCCAGGACUAUGGUCUGCCUGUAAAGUCAUUCGACCAGAGCCACAUAGGAACUGACCUGCUUCGAUGGGGCGAACUGCUUUGUGAAGCAGCUCGCAAGCUCGGCAGACCUAUGGGCUCCGACGUCAGUACAAAAUACGAGGAAUGGAUGCGUGAUGCGGGAUUUGUCGAUAUUCAACAGAAGAUGUUCAUGUGGCCUUCCAAUUCAUGGCCCAAGGACCCUUUCAUGAAGGAACUCGGAAGGUGGAAUCAAGUCAACAUCAUCGAGGGCUUGGAGGGGUUCUGCAUGGCGCUAUUAACGAGAGGCCUGGGUUGGAGUAAGGAAGAAGUGGACGUGUUUGUUGCCAAGAUCGCAGCGGAUCUCAGGAAUAAGAAGAUCCACGCGUACUUCCCAAUGCCGGUGACGUUCGGGAGGAAGCCGUUUCGUGGGGAGGUUGCUUUCCAGUCUUGA